Molecule: messenger RNA, 6183 nt
Organism: Amphiprion ocellaris (clown anemonefish)
Lineage: Eukaryota; Metazoa; Chordata; Actinopteri; Pomacentridae
Exons: 18
Coding region: 1412-5014 (1200 amino acids)
Source: RefSeq, a predicted model, not a curated record
UUGCUUUUUCAUUUGUGUCUUGUUUCUGUUGUUUUGUCUUGUUUUGGUCAUUUUGUGACUUGCUUUGUGUUUUGUUUUGUUUUUGUUGUUUUGUGUCUUGCGCUGUGUCUUGCGCUGUGUCUUGUCUUUGUCGCUUCGUGUCUUGUUUUUGUCAUUUUGUGUCUUGCUUUGUCACUGUCUUGUUUUUGUGUCUUUGUGUCUUGCUUUGUCAUUUUGUAUCUUGUUUUGUUAUUUUGUGUCUUGUUUUGUCAGUUUCUGUCUUGUUUCUGUCAUUUUGUGUCUUGUUUUUUUCGUUUUGUGUCUUGCCUUUUGUUUUUGUGUCUUGCUUUGUCGCUUUGUGUCUUGUUUUUUCUCUUUGUGUUUUGUUUUUGUUAUUUUGUGUCUUGCUUUGUCAUUUUGUGUCUUGUUUUUGUCGUUUUGUCUUGCUUUUUCAUUUUGUGUCUUGUGGUCAUUUUGUGUCUUGCUUUGUCAUUUUGUGUCUUGUUUUGAUAUUUUGUCUGUCGUUUCUGUCGUUUUGUCUUGUUGUUGUUUUGUCUUGCUUUGUCAUUUUGUGUCUUGUUUUUGUUGUUUUGUGUCUUUGUCAUUUUGUGUUGGGUUUUGUUAUUUUGUGUCUCGUUUCUGUCGUUUUGUAAUUUUGUGUCUUGCUUUAUCAUUUUGUGUCUUGCUUUUUUCAUUCUGUUUCUUGUUUUUUUCACAGACCGUCUUGUUACCAUAGCAACAAAAUCUUUCUCAGACUCAAGUUUGUUGUAGUUCUGUGUUUUUGAGUUAUUAGCACAGAUGAUGAUAUGUGGCAUGCGGCACUUCUUAUUUUUUCAUAAUGAAGACUAAUUCUAUCGAAGGUGACUUAUGGAUUAGACCCGUUCUUGUGUCCAUUAAACAUUUAUUAAGUUGUGAGUCUGCACGGCUAUCAUAUCGAAAUGCAAACUAGAGACAUAUAGCAAGUUACAAAUUCCAAAAAGAAUUGGUCGCCUUGAGUGGUACCAAUAAUGGAAAUUUUGGGUCCGGGCCCAUGGACUAUCUCUUUGCCCUCUUAUCAUUAUGUAUGUUAUGCUAAAUGAUAAGACUGUAACUGUCUAACAAAACACAGUGCUUUUAAUGUUUUUUUUUUUUUUUAACAUAAAACCAAGGUUGGACUACACUGAAGGUUUUUCUCUCAUGAUAUUUUGAAUAAUUUAAUCCCAAGCAAAGUUUGAAGUUUUGUCUGGUCUCUUUAUCUCACAGCAUAGAUGCUUUGAAAGAUGACGGAACGCUUGGCCGACUCGUCAAUGAUGAUCACAUAAAUCCGAACUGCAAAGUCAAAAAAAUAGUGGUAAAAGGAAGGCCACACUUGUGCCUGUUUGCUUUAAAGGAAAUAUUUCCAGGCGAGGAAAUAACGUACAACUAUGGUGAUUCCCCUUGGCCAUGGCGCUCAAUGGCACACUUUAAAGAACCAUGCACAUCACCAUCUGAGAAAGAAAUGCCCACCUCCGCACGAAAACAAAAGGCACACUUUAAAGAACCAUGCACAUCACCGUCUGAGAAAGAAAUGCCCACCUCAGCACGAAAACAAAAGAAACUCCUUGGUGCCACAGGUCGGCACAUGACUGAAGUUAUUGCAACUCCUGGUGCACCAGAAGAUGAAGAUGCACACUUUAAAGAACCAUGCACAUCACCGUCUGAGAAAGAAAUGCCCACCUCAGCACGAGAACAAAAGAAACUCCUUGGUGCCACAGGUCGGCACAUGACUGAAGUUAUUGCAACUCCUGGUGCACCAGAAGAUGAAGAUGCACACUUUAAGGAACCAUGCACAUCACCGUCUGAGAAAGAAAUGCCCACCUCAGCACGAGAACAAAAGAAACUCCUUGGUGCCACAGGUCGGCACAUGACUGAAGUUAUUGCAACUCCUGGUGCACCAGAAGAUGAAGAUGCACACUUUAAGGAACCAUGCACAUCACCGUCUGAGAAAGAAAUGCCCACCUCAGCACGAGAACAAAAGAAACUCCUUGGUGCCACAGGUCGGCACAUGACUGAAGUUAUUGCAACUCCUGGUGCACCAGAAGAUGAAGAUUGCCUCCAUAAAGUUACCUGUGCAGUUGUCAGCUCUUUGGAACGUUGUGAAGCGUGCAGAGGAAGACCCUUCUCCAAUUUAAAAUGGCUUGGUGUGACAUGUCAAUUGUGCUCAAAAUCAUGGCACAAAUCCUGCUUUUUCAAGAGGAAUUCAACAUCGGAUGAUCGUGUUUGUGACUCUCCAGAAAGUAGUGAUGGCUGUUUUUCAGAUAAGGACUACGUGCCUUGCAGUAGUGAUGGAUCCAGCUCUGAAGACCUCUGGUGUACCAGCUCUGGUGUACCUGCAUCAAGUAGAGAUGGUGGUGAUCCAUCUUCCUCCAACACUGAUCCAAGCCUACCACGUCAUAAGGCUAGGGCAGCUGACUUGCUGUCUUCUAAGAAAAGGAAGAAGAAAAUGCCACAACCCAUUGACUGCAUGGAGCAGGAGGACAGAGAUGCCUUCACCUCUGGCAAAUUUGGCAUCGAAAAAGACCUCAUACCUGAUAGCAAAUCUUCUGAUGAUGAUCCUACCACAAGCAAUACCCAGAGCUUUCCAACAACUGCAACAGACUCUCUUUCUGAUGUUAGUGUGACAAAGACUGCACCAGCCCCAAAAGGGUCUUCUUGUACUGAAAAGAAUUACUGUUAUGUUUGCAAGACACCUCAAUCGAAAAUUGCUCGUCACCUUAAAAAGCAUGAAAAAGAAGAACCGGCUAUUGCUGAAGUGUUUUUGCUCCCAAAGAACUCCAAAGAGAGAAAAAGGUUACUAGAAAAGUUGCGGAACAAAGGUAAUUAUGAACAUAAUCAAGAAGUUCUCGCACAUAAUGAUGGACUACUGAAGGUAAAAAGAAGAUCGAAACAAUCAAAAAGCUCUCUCAAUACAAACAACUAUGUGCACUGUGCAUAUUGUAAAGGAAUGUUUGUCCGUAAAGAGCUGUGGCGCCAUUCACGUAAGUGCCCUUCAAAGACAAUGUCAGAAUCUGAAGCAGUUGGUAAAGCCAAAUGUUUAGCUUUGGCUGAUAUUGCGGAGUCAACAUGCACCCAAGCAAUUUCCCCUGGAGUGUGGAAGGUUCUCAAAAAUAUGAGGCAAGAUGAAGUAGGAUCUGUAGUUCGAAAUGAUUUCCUCAUACUGCAACUGAGUCAGUCUCUCUACAACAAGCAUGGAAGUGAUCCAACAAAAUUUGAGUAUAUGAGACAAAAGGUUCGGGAAAUGGGCAGACUGUUGUUGACCUUGAGAAAAGAAAAAUCAAUUUUUAGCUUUGAAGAUGCUACUAAACCAAAAAAUUUCUAUAAAGUCAUUGCAGCUGUCAGAACAAUUGCUGGUUAUGAUGAAGAGAAGAACUGUUAUCGCACACCAAGUCUUGCCCUGAAAUUAGGACAUUCGCUCAAGAAGAUUGGUGACAUUAUUCUCUGUAGGGCCAUUGCAGCAGAGGAUGAACAGAUGAUAAAAGCAGCAGAGCGAUUCACACAGCUCUGCACAAAAGAAUGGGCAGGACUUGUCUCCCACACAGCACUUGCUUCCUUAAGCAAAUCAAAGUUUAAUAAACCAUCUACCCUGCCAUUCACAGAAGAUGUUCAGCGUUUGCAUCAGUACCUGGAGAAGAAAUCAGCUGAUGCUGUUGAAAACCUGAAAGAGCAUACGUCUCCCCAGUCUUAUGGAGAGCUUGCCAGAGUGACUCUUACUCAAAUAAUUAUCUUCAACAGACGUCGUGCAGGAGAAGUCUCAAAAAUGACACUUGAGUCUUUUGAAAAAAGAGACCAGACUGAGCUUCAUGUGGACAUUGCUGCUGGACUCUCACAAUUUGAGCAAACGCUAGCCAGGCACUUCAGCAGGGUAGAAAUUAUGGGCAAAAGAGGGAGAAAGGUGACAGUUUUAUUAAAUCCUGAGGUCCUCACUGCAGCAACACUUCUUGUAGACAAAAGAGACACCUGUAAUGUGCACAAGGAUAAUCCCUUCCUGUUUGGACGGCCACAGUGCUCCUCCACUAGUCACUACAGGGGACAGGACUGCAUCAGGAAGUUUGCACACCUGUGUGGUGCAAAGAACCCUCAAUAUCUCAGGUCUACACAGCUUCGCAAGCAUGUCGCAACGUUGUCCCAAAUUCUCAACCUCAAGGAUAAUGAGCUGGACCAACUUGCCAACUUUUUAGGACAUGAUAUUCGGGUCCACAGAGACUUUUAUCGGCUGCCAGAGGCAACUAUAGAAAUGGCAAGAAUCUCAAAGCUUCUACUGGCAAUGGAGAAAGGAUCUCUUGCAGAAUUCCAGGGAAAAUCUCUUCAUGAGAUUGAGAUUGAAGCUGAAUUGGACCCAGAGCUGGACGAGGGUGAGCAAGAUGAUGAAAAUGAUGACGACAAGGAAGGCGGUGGAGGCGACGACGAUGGCGGUGGAGGCGACGACGAUGGCGGUGGAGGCGACGACGAUGGCGGUGGAGGCGACGACGAUGGCGGUGGAGGCGACGACGAUGGCGGUGGAGGCGACGACGGUGGUGGAGACGGUGACAUUGGCGGUGGAGACGACGAUGAUGGCAGUGGAGACAGCAAUGAUGGCGGUGGCGGUGGAGACAAUGAUGAUGGCGGAGAUGAUGAAUCAGAUCGUGCCCUUGGACUAAGGGGUAAAAGAAAAAGGAUGGAAUUGACAAAGGAUGAGACCAAGGCUUUCAAGGAAAAAAGAAAACGUAUGGAAUCUACCCAGGAUGAGGCCAGCACUUCCAGAGGGCAAAAAAAUCUGUUGGCGAUCCAAAGUGAGGUAACCAGCUCCAAAGAGGUCAAGUCAAGAAGAUGUGUAAAAAAGCCAUGGAGAAAGAAUGAAGUUAGUGCUGUUAUGAAACACUUCAAAACACACAUUUCAAAGGGACACCUUGCAACAAAGUUAGAGUGUGAGCAGUGUAAGCGUGCUGAACAUGCUGCAUUGAGAGACAGAACUACUCAAAACAUACGAGAUUUUGUUAGGAACAGAGGCCUCAUGGUCAAAAGGAAAAGUGUCUUAUAGCCCACAGGCACCACAAGUUGUUUAUAACUGUACUGUUGUAAACUGAUACCACAAACUGGUCUGUACCCCAGUUGAGCUAUUUUGUUGUUGUUGUUGUUUGUUUACAUUAAUGUCAAUAUUUUACAGUUUCUCAGGGCAAUAAUUAUGUUAAGUUAGUCUUUGGUCCCAUUUUAUGUUGUAUGCAUUGCUUGGUUGUACUGUACCUUUUAUACAGACAGCAAAAGUACUGGAAUUUUAUUUUUCAUUUAAUGACAUUCAAUGACAUCGAGUCUGUGGAAUCCUCUGGAAACACUAAGCUAAGCUGCUAACACUGAGUUGUAUCCAGUGAACCAUGUUUGAUUCCAAGAUGAAAUGUUUGUUGCUGUAUUGGUUUAGUUGAACACACUGGAUUGUUUCUUGUGGAAAACAUGUGGCCUCUUAAACAGUAACAGAGCAGAGUUUCAUUUUUCAUUUUAUGAAAUUUUUACAUUAGGUGUUAUCUACUUUGGUUCUAUUUUAUAAACACUGUUUUAUGCAUGUUCAAAAGGGUUGUAGCAUUUUUGCACAAAAGCAACCAUUGGAAAAUAUAAUAAAAAAAGUUCACACUCCAACUGCUGGGCGUUACAUUUAUUUAAGAAAUGGCUAAUUUAUGCAUUAACACGAGAAAUACUUUAUUGAUCAGAGGGGAAAUUGCUUCUUGUUCCAGCUGUUCCCAUUCUUUUCAGUCUUUAGAGAAGUAGUGGAGUAUAAAAUAUAUCAAUAGGAAUAUAAACCUAAAUAGAAAAAUAAAAUAAAAAUAUCUAUGCAUGAAACGUAAAUGUACAUUAUACUCUUGUAUAUGUAUAUACAGUGUGACAAAUAAUACUACAGUUGAAUUAUGGAUUAUUGAACAUAAAGUAGUUAUUGCACAUUUACAGUUCCACAUAUCUGAUAUGUAUGUAUGGGUGAACUUCAGUUAGACAGUGUUGUCCUUAUAACUCAAGUUACAUUGAAAGACCAUUCCGAUACCAUCUUAAAGUCUUAAAGUGGAAAUGACAACUUUUCCCUCCCUUGACAAUACCACAUAUCUAUGAAUCCCUGUGUUCAGGGGGUUAACUUUUUUGCAUAAUCAAAAUAUUUCCAUGUCUCACUUACCUUUUAUAUAGUUUAGGUGGUGCAUUUCAUUUGCUGCAGCCAUUUCUCCUCUUUUG